UGGAACUGAUAGCCACCCGAAACAAGAAUCCGAUAACCCUCGACGUGAUGUUCAUGGAUAACUCGGUCCAGAAAGUGGAGGUGGAUUCGGCGUCUACGUCCGAAGAAAUUUGUAAAGAGAUCGCCACCAAGCGUGAGCUGAAGGACGUCUUCGGGUUCUCGCUGUUCAUCACGUUGUUCGACAAGGUCAUGUCUUUGGGGAGCGACUCAGACCACGUCAUGGACGCCAUAUCCCAGUGCGAACAAUACGCUAAAGAGAAGGGUCAGUCGGAACGAAACGCCCCGUGGAGGUUGUUCUUCAGGAAGGAGAUCUUCACGCCUUGGCACAACCCUGCGGAAGAUGCAGUGGCUACUAAUUUGAUCUACCAUCAAGUCAUCCGAGGUUUGAAAUUCGGGGAGUACCGCUGCAACGUCGAACUGGACGUGGCUUCCUUGAUCGCUACCCAGUACUACGUGGACCACGGCGCAGAAAUGAAACCCGAGGUUCUCCACACCCGCAUAGGAGAAUACAUGCCGACGUACCUCGUCAAGAAAGGUCAAGGCAACCUAUCCGUCUGGGAAAAACAAAUCAAAGACGCCUUCCCGAAACUACUCUGCGUCCGAAACAAACUCGCCCCCAUCAAAGCUCAAGAGUUCAUCGUCAAGUACGCCAAAAACACUUGGCCCAUUCUCUUCUCCAAAUUCUAUGAAGCCAUCCAAACCGGAGGUCCCGACCUUCCCACUAAAAACAUGAUCAUCGCUAUUAACUGGACCGGUAUUUUCAUGAUCGACGACCAAGAACAGAUCCUCCUCGAACUGACCUUCUCGGACGUGAGUCUCGUGAGUUUCGAGCGGCUUCCCUACAGUCCUCUGCACAAGUUUUCACUAACCACGGUCCGAAACGAAGAAUACACGUUCUUGAGUCCGGACGCCGAAAGCAUGUGCACCCUCAUCCAGUACCUCCUCGACGGUUUGAAGAAGCGUUCGUUGUACGUCGUGGCCCUCCAGGACUACAAACACGAAACCAACGCGCCUUCGUUCCUUAGUUUCCGCAAAGGCGACUUGAUCACGCUGAAGAACGGUCUGAACGGAGAGGCGUUGAUGUCUGCAACGUGGGGCUACGGAGAGUGUAACACUGCUGUGGGAGAUUUCCCAACCGAGCACGUCUACAUCCUUCCUGCUAUUACCGAACCGCCUGCUGAUAUUCUCGUAGCUUUUAAGAAAGAGGGGGUAGUUGGGGCGAAAAAACCGACGGCACCGGUGUUGACGACGAUGCAGAGGAUGAAGUUGUACACUUUGGCGCACUAUGCGGACGAGCACUUCCGCAUGGGGAAGAAACUUGCGGCCAACAAGCCUUCGGUCAUCACCGCUGCGAGAAGAGCAUCUCGUGAGGAGCUGUGGAAGUACACGAACGAACCGAUCUACCAACCGCACUUGCAGAAGUUGCUGUCGAACGAAGAGCUGAGUAAGGAGGCGUGUUCGGCCUUCACCGCCAUACUCAAAUACAUGGGUGACCUCCCGGCACCCAAAGCCAAGUUCAGUAACGAAUACACCGACCAGAUUUUCGCAGAAGCUUUGAAACACGACAUGCUCAAAGACGAGAUCUACGUCCAGAUCAUGCGCCAGCUGACAUUCAAUAGGUUGCUACUAAGCGAAGAGAAAGGUUGGGAGUUGAUGUACCUAGCAACCGGGCUUUUCAUACCAAGCGCGUCGCUCAUGACUGAACUGCAGAAAUUCUUAACCUCACGAACACACCCCGUCGUCGAACCUUGCUUGAAGCGCCUUCAAAGAAGCCAGAAAGUCGGUCCUAGAAAAUACCCGCCGUAUUCCGUCGAAGUCGAAGCCAUCCAACACCGCAGCAUGGAAAUCUACCACAAGAUUUACUUCCCAGAUGACACCGACGAAGCGUUUGAGGUGGACUCAGUCACCCGAGCGUCCGAUCUAUGCAAAACCAUCUCCUCCAGGUUGGAACUCGGGAGUACCGAUGGUUUUAGUCUCUUCGUCAUGAUUUCCGACAAGGUGUUCUCCAUUCCCGAAAACUACUUCUUCUAUGACUUCCUCCACGAACUCAUUGACUGGAUGCGCAAGAGCAAACCCAACUGGAACAGUGCUGCCCCCAUCCAAGCUCAGUACCAAGUCUUUUUCAUGAAGAAACUCUGGAUCAACGCGAUUCCGGGCAAGGACCACAACGCCGACCAAAUUUUCCAUUUCCACCAAGUACCUUCGAGGCUUCCACAGGUGCACCAAGCACCACGCGUUGAAACUGGCGGCGCUGAUUUUGCACGCUCGUUGUGAUAACGACUUCCAGC
Messenger RNA from Zophobas morio, 2287 nucleotides. RefSeq names its product myosin-VIIa-like. The coding region runs from base 48 to 2273 and encodes 741 amino acids. Gene Ontology annotation, molecular function: protein binding. The transcript is spliced from 3 exons. The record is from RefSeq and is a predicted model, not a curated record. Gene Ontology annotation, cellular component: cytoskeleton. Lineage: Eukaryota; Metazoa; Arthropoda; Insecta; Coleoptera; Tenebrionidae.